This is a messenger RNA of Xyrichtys novacula (pearly razorfish), 7727 nucleotides long. The record is from the annotation of a GenBank genome assembly. Lineage: Eukaryota; Metazoa; Chordata; Actinopteri; Labriformes; Labridae.
AUGGACUUUGUUGCGGGAUGUAUCGGAGGUAAGUCACUGACAGCUGCACGUUUAUCUUGUAAUAUGAUCGAUGAUAACAGCUGCCAAACAGCCUUCACUCCUAGAGAUUUUACAACACAAUGCAGCUAUGUUCUCAGUCAGGUAUAAUCGAGAUUCAAGAAAACAAAAGAAAGAUCAAACACCACUUUCAAAGAUGUGAUGCAAUUUGAUCACCAGAUUACAAGCGCAUUUUCUCUUUCCCACCGCUUGUUGGCACACUGAAUCCAAACCUACCAUUCAGCCAAAUACCCCUCAUUGUUGCAUGUGAUGGACCUUGACUGUAAAGCUCCUGCAGGAAGUUUUUAGCUGUUAAUGAAACAGACAGAACAGAAAAUAUCAGAAGAGAACAUCAGCAGGAAUAGUGUUUAAGUUAUUCAUAUUGUUUGAAACCUCUGGCAACACCAGGUUAUAAUCUAUUCCUCUUUUUUUUUUCAUUGUUGCGCUGCAAAGAUUUAAAAGCAGGAUGAGAUCAUUUGUAAAGAAAUGCUAGCUGCACAUAAUUUUUAAAGACGGGUUAUUCGUCAGGGCGUGCCAAAUGACACAAGAAGGGGCAUUAAGGUUGCUCAAUUAUUGCAGAAAUUAUCACCAUGGUUAUUUUGAUUCUCUUCUAAAACCCAUAAUUGAAUAAAAUAACAACGAAUAAUGAUGAAAUAAAAUAAAAACUAAUAAUAGAAUAAAAUAAAAGCUAAUAAUAAUAAAAUAAAAUAAAAACUACUAAUAAUUGAAUUGAAUAAAAUAAAAACUACUAAUAAAUGAAUAAGAUAAAAACUAAUAAAAGAGUGAAAUAAAAACCAAUAAUAGAAUAAAAUAAAAACCCUUAUUAGUAAUAAUUAAUAAUUGUAUAAGUAACAAUUAUAAUAAUUGAUCAAUAUUGACUCUGGUUAUGAAAAUGAUUAUUCACAAUUUGACAACACCUCCAUCCAGUGCAUGUAUUCAACUCAAACACUCUUUAAACUCUUAAAGCUCCUCUGAAGAAUUGAAAGUAAAACAUUUUUGGACACAGACCUCAUCCUGAUAGUGAAAGUAUCACUCUGAAAAAAAACCCUUUUUGAUUUUCCCAUGGUAAGCACAUACACACACACACACACACACAACCUGCUGUUUAUUGUCUGGUCAGACACUUCCCCUCUCUCAGUGGUUUGAGGCCUUAAAAAAAUUACUGCAGAGAAAUCAUUAGUCAUGUUGUUGAUGGUCUUGUUUGCUUUUAAAGGUCAUAAAGAGGCAUCACUAACAGUUUCAGUCUUUCCCACCCAGUUAAAGCUCUUUAAACAUUCUGAACACCAAACAAACAAAAACAACAUAGAUGAACAUGAUUAAUGUACAUUUUAGUCAAUAAAAGCCUGUAUAUGUGUCUUGCUAAAUUGAACUUGAACUUGAACUUGUAGUGGAGCACUUUAGGGGUAUUACUGUACUUAAAUUUACCAAAGGCUGAAGAUUUAACCUUUCAUUCAGACCUUUCAGUUUUAAUCUAUAUAAUUUUAAGACCCAGGCAUAUAUUUUAACAUGACACAGACCAAUUAAACCCACACUUUUCGGCCUAGAAAUCAGUUAUGAUAACAGGGAAUGUUUUAUCUUUAUUAGUUUAAUUUUAUAGUGGUGGUAAGCCUUAGUCAUGUUUGAAAUUGACAUUUGAUUAAUCCCUAAGUGCUUCUGUUCUGCGUAAUAGCUGAAAGCUGAAAGAGAAACAGUCCUGAGAAAAUAUCUGUUAUAAUUUCUCCUUGUCUUCAACUAGAAUUGACUAUAUUUGAAGGCACGACAACCAACCAGACUUCUCUAAUAGUCUGGGUGCCCUGUUUACGUUCCACAUGUUUAUGUCUGAUUCAGAUUUGUGCACACUCAUAAAUUGUGCACCAAUCUGCUGGUGACACUGGAACACCCUUCUCAGAACUCAGAGUGUCCUGACAACAGCCAAGUGCAACCUGAGCCUCCCAGCAAAGACGGCUCGACUGUUUUAAGUUUCCACACACAGCAGAGGACAUGAAUCAGUGCACUCCCCCUCGCAGACCAAUCCCAGGCAUUUCUCGACAGCGAAGGACAGAGCAGUUCCGUGUGGUUCCUCUUUCCUCUCAGUGUGUGGAUGAUUUCGGGGAACCUUCAUCAGUGAAAUGAAAACAUGUUGUUAACCUAGAUCUGGAAAGGAGAUCAUGAAAGUGAAAACAUUUUUGUAACUAGAGAAGUAAACACUCGAGCUUUCAUUCUCAAGAUGAAUAGGUGCUCAGAGGAAUUUUUUAAUAACAGCUAUGAUGCAACAUACUCCACUGUUUGCAUUUCCCGUCCUCAUGCCAGUGCACUGAGGUCAAUGACCACUCAUUAUUGUGUCAAGCGCACGCAUGCUUGUGUUCUUUGGCUCACAGCUAGGGCUCAUUCCUGAUUGGUUCUUUUUACAAAUAGGUCAGUUGACACGACAGGUGCUUAUGUAGGAUUAGCUGUCUAUGGUUUGUUUACUGUUUGGAGGUAGGUGGACAGGUCACUUCAGAUAGUUUUUUCUCAAUUAUAUUUAAAUUUUGGACCUUUAGACUGAGAAACUCUCUUCUAACAUUACUUCCUAAUUUAAGGAAGCAAAUUAAGAAAUGAAUAUUUAAUAAUGUAAGGGACCAGACUCAGUUAUUGAACAGUUUGACCAGGAUAAGCAUUAAACCAAAAGAUCAGACCUCUGUAUGAUAGCUGGGAAUUGCAGGAAUGUAAAAUAUUUAAAAUGCAACUUAUCGAGCUUUUUAUAUGAAACUUUUAUGUGAGUCCAUUAUGUCAAGUUCAAAUAUAUGAAGUCAUAUAUCAGGUUAAUUUUCUCUGUUUUUUGCCACUGGUGUUCAUGUUUAGUCCAGGUCAAGGUUAUAAUAGUUUGGGAUUUGUCAUUAUAGUUUAGUUUUAUGGGACACUGCCGCCUCCUCCCAACUUUAGCGGUUUUUUCCAAGUUGUUCCAACAACACAAGCUCCGUCACAGCACAGCGCACAGCCAGUCAGUGCAGUGAACAAGCACGUCCCAUUACAUCGCUCUGAUGGUGCCGUACGGCGCUGACAACUGCCGAAAACUGUCAUAAAAUUGGUGGGGAAAAUGUGUCGGAUUAAUUUAAAUCCUAAAGGCUAAUAAAUAUUGUAAAAAACGAUAACGAAGGACAUUUUGUCUAUAAUUUUAGUUAGUUUCAGUUAGUUUUGCGAACACGAGUUUUAGUUUACUAAUCGUUUUUUUCUUUUCAAUUUUUUAUUAGUUUGAGUUAACUGCAAUGUAUUAUAAAUUUUAGUUUUGUUUUAGUUAACUGUUAUAACCUUUGUCCAGGUACUAUUAUCAAGUUUCAACAUAGACUCAGGUGUGAAGCCCAAACUGGAACCAGAACAUGGGCCUUUACUCCACAAGGCUUGGUUAUGUAACUUCCAAAGGAAUGCUAAAGCAAGUUUUAAGGGGUGAUGAUAGCCAGUGAGUUGGCUCUGGCUCAAUAAGUCAGUGUUACCCCGGAGGAGAUGGCAGCAUAUUCUUAAAUUACACAACAGCGCCAGGAGGAGCCAGAGCUGUGGCCAUCAGAGACCGAUCCAGCUGGCCUCGAAAUGUUUAGACAGGCCUGAGGUGUCAUUGGCUCAGAGAAAAAAAGUGGAGUGUACCAAAGCUAUGAGGGUAAUGAAAAGUCAGCAGAGAUCCAGACUGACUCAGAGUUAAAACACGUCCAUAACAGAGACAGGCGGGAAUGUGAGAAUGCAGAGUUUGCAUUUAGUUCAACAGCCGAAACACAGAGAAACAGAUGCCAACAUAACUGGCAUGAAUGCCUUAAAGUCUCUGUAUUUAAUUUUGCAAGCAUGAGAAAAGAGACAACAAAACAAGAAAUCAUGUUGUGUUAUAUUUAGAUUAAAAUAGACAACUUUGUGAAAUCUUUUAAACCAAAUCUGAGUCAACGCUGCUUGUAGUUUGCGUGUAACGAAAAGGGGAAGAUCUGGUCAUAACGACUCAUCUCUGUUGUUUCCUUUGUCUUCAGGUGCUGCUGGAGUCUUGGUCGGACACCCUUUUGACACAGUUAAGGUGGGCAAAAGUCAACAUGUGUUUUUUUCCUACUUAAGUAGGUCAUUUAACAACCCUAUAGCUGUUGUGCAAGGUGUGGGCCCAGUUUCCUUCUGCGGCUCUGAAGAAAACACCCAGAAAAAGAGAAGAAUCGUAUUAUUAAGUGCUUUAGUUCCACGUCAUGGCUGUACUUCCACCUUUGACUGACUCUGUGUAUCCCUCUGUGUAAUGAAUGAUUAUUAAAUAUUAUUAAUGACAAUAAAGAAACUGAUCAGUUUGCCCCUUAUUUAUUUUAUUUUUUUGUAGGUGAGACUGCAGGUCCAAAAUGUUGAUAAGCCUUUGUAUCGAGGGACCUAUCACUGCUUCCAGUCCAUCAUACGGCAGGAGUCGGUAUGUUGAUUUAAUUUCCCAUACAAUUCGAAUGUAAUAUACUGUAUUUAUGUAACAAGUGCACUGAUACAAGUUAGGAUUUUCACUGAUCAUUAAAAAGUCUGAAGUAAUAGUGAGUCUUCAGUGUGGUCUCCCCUCAUCAUAUCUAGUAUCGUCAUGGUUUUAGGUGUUUUUCUGUUUUUACCUCGAGCUAAAGUUAAGUAUGAAAGAAUCGGGAUCAGUGGUAUACAUUUUAAUGAGUCAGGUUUGAUUACCUGCAGCCAGCUAUAGACUUCAGAGUGCACUGCAUGGCAGAGAGUCAUGUGACAACAGAGCAGGUGAUCCAACAACUGCUUCACAGAACAAUACACUAUCAAUGACAUUUAAACUUACCGCUUAAAGGCAACGAGCUUACCACAAGCUUACUUAUUACAUUUGCUGAAGGAGUGGUGGAAAGUUACAAAGUCUAGUCUUAGUACAUGUUUCAAGUCGUCUUUCAUUUUCCGCCUCUUUUGUUCUUAACUUCUUCGUCUAAACUUCAUCUCAAAAGCAAAUAUGUUCCUUUUGACUCCGCUGAAUUUGUAGGGCAGAUUUAGUUUGACUGUAAGCGACUAGUCAGACUCAGUAUUUAGAUGUGGUCUUAAUCGUGUCAUGUAGGAAGUCGCAGGGAAUGUAAAAAUAGCCUGAAGUGGGCCAUUCAGCAUCAUAGCUAUAUCUUGGGCUUGUGAAGGUGAAUGUAUCAGUUUGUCUUUUUCUCAUCGACAGAAACUCUGAACGGAGCUUCAGGCUACGACAUGUAUUUGUUUGCUUUUUUUAGUCUGUCUCUGAAGGUUCUCGUGUCUUUGGAGUCGAACGUGAUCCUCUGUUUUCCUUUAAAUGGUUCGCGGCUGUUUACAUCGAACUUUCUUGGCUGUGAAACUGUGAGCCUGCUGCUCAGGAUAAAACCAGCCGGAUCCUGUAGUUAUGUUUGGCAGAGUCUAUCUUUAGAAAGGUCCAGCCAUCUUGGAUGGUUUUAACGACGUGAGGUCAGUUACCUGAUAGUAGAGUUAUGUCACUCUUGGUCUCAUGACAGAGUAAGGCACCUUCAGUUGUGAGGAUCAAGUAAAGGACACUAUGAGGGUGGCUGAGUGUGGUUUGUUGAUCGGGGUUAGUUAUUGUUGGCCUAACUAAUCUGGUGACUUGUGUGUUUGGAUUUAACAUCGCUGUCUUAACACACAAACUACUAUCAGUCAGAGACGUGUAUUGAACCAUUCAUACAUAUCACAGAAUCUUAUGUUCAAAGAAUCAGAAUAACACCUCCAAAUCGAUCUCUCAAACUGUGGUAUCAUGUUUGUAUCAUUGCUCACAGAGUGUUUUAAAAUUUUCACUUGUGCUGCAGGCUUUGUUCAUUAAGAAGUAGAACAGAAUUGCAAGAAAGACGUCCUGUCCUGAGAGAUAACAUUACUCGUAUCUCUUGUUCAUGCUGCAAGAUAAGAGCUAUCAGUAACAGUGAUCAAACAAAGGAGUUAAACACGACUUAAAAUGAAAGUUUGGAGAAAAAUCAGGGUGGUGUAAACUCACUAUAACAACAACAGAAGCAAAUUGUUUUUGAGAAAAAUGACUGCUGUGUGACUUUGACUCAGACAGUCAGGGGAAGCUGUAAAUCAUCAGACUGCUUUUAUGGCUGUCUUGUGAUCUUUCUUCUCAUGCGGUCUGCAGUUUAGACAGUUCAUCCAAUCAACACAAAGCAGAGGUGGAUAUGAGAGACUUUAUUGGUUUAAAAUUAGGGCUGGGCAAUAUGAGAAAAAGUUUAUCACGAUAUAUUUUUUUUUACAUCAGUUGAUAUUGAUAUAUAUCUCAUGAUGUAAAAAAUAAAAUUUAACAGUGCUUGUUGGUUGCAUGUCUUUUGCAAUACAAUAAGCUACUGCAUCUGUGAGGUCUUUGUGUCUCUUCGAUGUUUUGUCGUAAGGCGCUGCGCCACAGAAAGCGGACUGAAUGGUCGGCUGCACAGGCUGCACAGGCUCCUUGAUACACUUGGGGUCUGUAACCUUUUGCAUUGCGCGUGCUCUGCCGCGUGGCACAGCUCCAGGUGGUGAAAAAGAUUUGAGGUAUUCCCCGAGUUUGCGAGAACAUGUACUCGACAUAAUUUGCGGUGCACAUUACUCUGCUUCAUACCUGACCUCAAAACGCCAAAAUACCUCCACACCACCAACGUUCUCAUGUCGACGAUGUUGUCAUCUUUUGAGCCUUCAUCUGCAUUUCUGGCUGAGGUAGCGCUCAUUUUCUUUUUUCUCAAAGACAGUGUUGUCGGCUUCACGUUUUAAAGUGCUAUGGUUGCGUGUAGCAGCAGCUUGCUAUUAUGCAGUUGUUUGCUACUUGGUUCUAAGUCAGCACAUGAUUGGUUCAGCACAAAGUGGACCCGGAGCAACUCCAAAACAUGGCAGAAUGCAGACUAUUGAAAAGCAUAUUGACAUAUAUUGAUAUUUAGAAUAAUUAAUUUUCUAUAUAUAUCGUUUUCUCGCCCAGCCCUACUUUAAAUGUAAAGAAGUCUUGUCUAAUGUUACUUCUCUAAUCUUCUCUGUAGGUAUUUGGUUUGUAUAAAGGAAUCGGAUCCCCAAUGAUGGGCCUGACUUUCAUCAAUGCGAUAGUGUUUGGAGUUCAAGGAAACACCAUGAGGCUGCUAGGCCAGGACACCCCCACGAACCAGUUCCUCGCUGGAGCGGCAGCAGGUGCCAUUCAGUGCGUCAUCUGCUGCCCCAUGGAGCUGGCUAAAACCCGCAUGCAAAUGCAGGGAACAGGAGAGAAGAAGUCCACUAGGAAGCUCUACAAGAACUCCCUUGACUGCUUGGCUCGCAUCUACAACCGCGAGGGUCUGUGGGGCGUAAACAGAGGCAUGCUGACCACGCUGAUCCGCGAGACGCCAGGCUUCGGUGUUUAUUUCCUGGCAUAUGACGUGUUGACACGCAGCCUUGGUUGUGAGCCAGAAGACCGCUACAUGAUUCCUAAACUGCUGUUUGCAGGGGGCAUGGCUGGCAUCGCCUCCUGGCUCUCCACCUAUCCUGUAGAUGUGAUCAAAUCACGCCUACAGGCAGACGGGGUGGGCGGAGUAAACCAAUACAGCAGCAUCGCUGACUGUGUGCGGCAGAGCGUCAGGAAAGAGGGCUACAUGGUGUUCACACGCGGCCUCACCUCCACUCUGCUAAGAGCCUUCCCCGUGAACGCUGCAACCUUUGCCACUGUCACCCUUGUCCUCAUGUACGCUCGGGGGGUGGAGGAGGGACCUAAAGACUGCGAGGCAGCUCAGCCGCCUCAUCACGCACAGAUACAACAGCAGGCCCAACCCUCCAGCCUGUGA